Drosophila subobscura is the source of this 1337-nucleotide messenger RNA. Its product is annotated as leucine-rich repeat-containing protein 20-like. NCBI's taxonomy places the organism in Eukaryota, Metazoa, Arthropoda, Insecta, Diptera, Drosophilidae. Gene Ontology annotation, molecular function: protein binding. The coding region runs from base 306 to 1157 and encodes 283 amino acids. The record is from RefSeq and is a predicted model, not a curated record. The transcript has 4 exons.
AAUAUUUCAAUGCGCAAGAGACACACGUUCAGUUCGCACCGGAUCAGUAGGACGUUCGAAACAAGUCAAAUUUUAAAAGCGAGACUUUAUACCUUUUGUUGGAUCCCAUGCUAAUUCAGUAAAUUCAUCUCGAAAAGGCAACACAAGAAUCCGGUUGUGAAAUAAAUACCAUUUUUUUUCGAGUGAAGUUCACAGUGAAGUUUUCAAAAAACGAUUUCUGUAUAUUAAUCAGAGCAGGAAAUAUACGUCGGGAUAAGAAUCAAAAAAGUUGAGAAGAAAUAGAAAACGAAUAGAACGAUAUUAAGAUGCGGCCUUUCGGUAACGAUAUUACAAACUUUGCGUCCAAUAACAGUGGCGGCGGCAAUGGUGGUGCCAACGGUGGCAAUCGCGGCGGCAACAACGGUCGUGGAGGCAACGGAGCAAACAAUACGCCCAAUAAUGCGACCAACAACGGAACCAACACCGACGGCACAGCUGAUGGCACCUCCAGUGGCGGUGAGGAUCUUAAUGUUGGCGAUGAGAACACACCCGUGGACAGCUUGAACGACAGUUCCACCGAGCAAACAGACGAUCCCAGACUGCCAGCACACAUUGCCCGCAUAGGUGGCAUUGCAACAUUCUCUCCAAUUGCUGGGCGUGGGGUCAUCCGGGUGGUGCAUCGCUGUGACGAUGCAAAGGAUAAUAAACAUUUGGAUCUUUCCGAAUGUCAACUGAUGACAUUGCCGGACGCUGUGUACCAUUUGAUGCGUAACACAGUGUUGCAGACUUGUAAUCUGAGUGGCAAUGAUCUCAAAUCAAUCACACCCAAAUUUACGCAGAAGUUCAGCGCCAUAACAGAUCUCAACCUCUCGUCAAACAAUCUGUCGAGACUGCCCGACGAACUUGCCAAUAUGACGGGCCUGGCAAAGCUGAACAUAUCCAAAAACUCGUUUAUCGUUUUACCUCAAGUUAUCUUUAAGUUGGAGAGUCUGACACACUUGGAUGCUCAGGACAACAAGAUUUUUGAAAUUGAUACCGAUGAGGCUAUAGUGAGCAAAACGCUCGUCCUUGUUGACCUGCGAAACAAUCCGCUGGGCCGCCUGUGCCGUCGCAAGCUCCGGGAUUUGGAGACUCCGUUCCGCCUAGAGAUAAGCCAGGACGAUGAGGAUGACUGGUAGAUUCUCGCCAGUCUACACACAGCCAUGCACACACCCACGCUCUCGCGUACGCCCAAAGAACACAUCUCCCUUCAUCUCGGGAAGGAUACGGUGGCUCACUCAAUCUGAGCACCACUUCCACGUAUUUAUUCUUUUUAUAGUUGUAAAUUUAACACUCAAACAAAAAAACACACACACACA